Molecule: messenger RNA, 1904 nt
Organism: Lactuca virosa
Lineage: Eukaryota; Viridiplantae; Streptophyta; Magnoliopsida; Asterales; Asteraceae
Source: the annotation of a GenBank genome assembly
GUAACGUCUACCACAAAAGAUGUCACUUUUUGGUAACACAAUUCGGCGGACCCAAAGCUCGAAGCUUUUUCAUGGUCGGCUCUCGCAUAUUACCCACAGAUCAAUAUUCCAUUCACAAAUUUCCAUUUCAAUCUCUCCGGAAAGAUUUCAAUUUUCAAGCUCUGCCUUUUCAGCAAUCGUUACAAGUGUCCAUCUCUCUAUAGGUCGAUCAGAUGCGCAUGACAAGAUUUCAAGGAACCCUAGAUCAAUGCCGAGACUUGGAUCAUCUAAAAUAGUCACACCCACUUUCACAGACCCUAACCAUGGCGAAGCAGUCCACGGGAUCCUCAACAUUCUUCUUCCACAAGAAGAAGCGAUGGUUUCUGGUUCUGCUAGCCUUGCUAUCCAUCUCGACGGCGGUGGCGUUUAUUAUCAGGGCCGCUUAUGAUUCCUCAUGUGAUCGCCGUCUCUUUGAUGUCCCUGCUGCAGGUAAACGGUUUCAAUCGACGGUGAAUCCGAAGGCGUCGCCUCCGCCUAAAGUCAAAGUAGCGAAUCCUCUCAGUUUCAUGAAGUCGAAGCUUGUUCUUCUCGUUUCUCAUGAACUCUCUCUUUCUGGUGGUCCAUUGCUAUUAAUGGAACUAGCGUUUCUAUUGCGAGGUGUUGGUGCUGAAGUUUGUUGGAUAACGCUUCAAAAGCCACCGGGGAAAGAUGAGGUAAUUUACAGUUUGGAGAACAAGAUGCUGGAUCGUGGAGUACAGGUCUUCUCUGCUAAAGGUCAAGAAGCUAUAAACACCGCCAUUAAAGCCGAUUUGGUUGUUUUAAACACUGCCGUCGCCGGAAAAUGGCUAGACGCUGUUCUGAAUAAAAACGUCCCUCAAAUUCUCCCAAAAGUGCUAUGGUGGAUUCAUGAAAUGCGAGGUCAUUACUUCAAAUUGGAUUACGUCAAACAUUUACCAAUGGUAGCUGGGUCUAUGAUUGAUUCCUACGUUACAGCUGAAUAUUGGAAAAACAGAACUCAAGAACGAUUAAAGAUUCAGAUGCCAAAAACUUACGUUGUUCAUCUCGGAAACAGUAAAGAGCUCAUGGAUGUCGCAGAAGAUAAUGUAGCAAAAAGGGUUUUAAGGGAGCAUGUUCGAGAGUCUCUUGGAGUGCGUAAUGAAGAUAUACUUUUCGCUGCUAUUAAUAGUGUUUCGCGUGGAAAAGGUCAAGAUUUAUUUUUGCGUUCAUUUCAUGAGAGCUUACAGAUAAUUCAAGAAAAGAAGCUUCAAGUGCCUUCAGUUCAUGCAGUGAUUGUGGGAAGUGAUAUGAGUGUGCAGAUUAAAUUUGAAACAGAACUUAGAAACUUUGUGAAUUUGAAGAAGAUUCAACAUCGAGUUCAUUUUGUGAAUAAAACUCUAAAUGUUGCUCCAUAUCUUGCAGCCAUUGAUGUUCUAGUACAAAAUUCUCAGGGCCGAGGAGAGUGCUUUGGGAGGAUAACAAUCGAAGCAAUGGCAUUCCAACUACCCGUAUUGGGAACAUCAGCAGGAGGGACAUCAGAGAUUGUGGUCAACGGGUCAACGGGUUUUCUACAUCUUCCAGGAAAAGAAGGGGUGACUCCUCUUGCAAAAAACAUGGUGAAAAUGGCGACACAUGUUGAAAGAAGGUUAACAAUGGGAAAGAGAGGGUAUGAAAGGGUGAAAGAAAUGUUUUUGGAACAUCACAUGGCGAAUAGAAUCGGUGUUGUGUUGAAGGAUGUGUUGAAGAAUAGGGAAAAUGGAAAACACCAUUGAUGUUUUUAAGUUGGUGUUAUUUGUGUAUAUUGGUUGUUGGAAAUGAUGUGAUUACAGUGAGAAUGAUAGGUUGGGUUUUAGUUUUCUAGAGAGUGGUUGUGUUGGUGGAAUUGGUAUAUGAAAAUUGGAGUUUGUUCAUUAGAUUUUGUAUUGGUG